Molecule: messenger RNA, 1536 nt
Organism: Dioscorea cayenensis subsp. rotundata (Guinea yam)
Lineage: Eukaryota; Viridiplantae; Streptophyta; Magnoliopsida; Dioscoreales; Dioscoreaceae
Exons: 5
Coding region: 1-1536 (511 amino acids)
Cellular component (GO): intracellular membrane-bounded organelle
Source: RefSeq, a predicted model, not a curated record
AUGCUGAUUGGGCUGGGAAUCCAGAUGAUCGUCGCAGUACGGGCGGCUAUGCCAUCUUCUUUGGUGGCAACCUAUGUAUCUUGGAGCUCUCGCAAACAGCAGACUGUCUCUCGUUCUAGUACAGAAGCUGAAUACAAAGUUGUUGCCGACACUACUGCUGAAUUGAUAUGGAUUCAAGUCCUGUUACGUGAGCUUGGGAUUCCUCCGAUACGGCCAACCCAGCUUAUGGACUCAGCUGGGGAGCGCAGUGAGCUUCAGAUUAUUUUUGAAGGAUUAUUCACUGAAUCAAAUGGCAACAUGAUUCCAAUAACGCAUGCAUGGUCUUGGAUUGAGAAUGGCCAUGACCAUCAAUAUCCCAUUCUGAAUGAUAAUCAGAUCCUGCUUGUUCUUCGGUAUCCUAAAAAGUUCGCUCUUACUACGCUAGCUGUUCUUGGAGAUUUGAUUAGCUUGAAUAAAAUGUCAAGCCCACGGUACUUCGAUAAGAUGGUCUUAUCUUCACGACUGAAUGAUCCCUCUGAAUACCGGUUUGGAUCACAAGACUUGAUGCCCAUAGUUUGUGAUGAUGGAGUAGUGGGCAGCUCCUCCAAAUUUGAUAUUUAUCAGGGGAGGGAUUUCUGUAGAAUUAUGGGAAGCUUUGAGUAUGGAGAUACUCUGAAAGUGGUGCCAAACUGGAAUUGUUCAUCCACUGAUGGUGAGUAUUGCAACAAGUCGGGGCCUUUCAUGUCUCAUCAUGGAGAUGGAGUGUUUGCUGAUGUUUUGCUUUGGAUGAGAAUGAUAAGGUGUGAACCAGGAACUUUAAACCUAUCAGAAGUAAGAGUUGUUGCGGAGUUCAAAGUCGUGCCAGUGAUCAGUGAGAACAUAUACCUUGUGUCUCAGAGGACAGGGUUGAUGAAUGGAGUGACUCUAUGGGGUGAAGGGACAUGGAAUCCUUCCUCUGGCCAGCUUUGCAUGGUUGGUUGCAUUGGAUUAGAUGAUAAUCCAAUGUGUAAUUGUAGAAUUUGCAUGUAUAUUCUGCAGUUCUUAUCCAUAAUUCAACAUAGCUACAUCUCUAGCAAAAUAUUUAGCAUCAACAGCACUCACUUCCCUUUGUCAUUUGAGAAACCAUUCCCUACUGAUGGGAUUAUCAAAGGGGAGUCCGUCAAGAAAUCUCUUCUAAACUAUCCAACCACUGAAAAUUAUGAUAAUAGCUUCAACAAUGAAUACAGGUUUAGGCUUUACCAACUUUCAUAUGAUCUCACACUCAGGACCUUUGCAGUUUCUGAAAAUCUGAGUCCUGAAAUACCUUUUCUAAAAUUAAGCAUGCUUUCACUGGGAUCAUUCAUGGUCAGUGAUAGGUAUCAGUCAUACGAAGAAAACAAAUUUAAAAAGUUCACAAAUCCAACAGCAUCAAUUGAUAAGCAGCAGCAGCAGCAUGCAGCCUACUUAACAGAUCUCCGUGCUUCUUUGAAACGUUCGACUUAUGACAAGAGUGCUGAAGAUGGAUAUGAUUGCUUGAUAGAAGUUUCAAUAGAGUACCCUCCAUCAAAUGCAAUGUGA